This is a messenger RNA of Cooperia oncophora, 216 nucleotides long. The record is from the annotation of a GenBank genome assembly. NCBI's taxonomy places the organism in Eukaryota, Metazoa, Nematoda, Chromadorea, Rhabditida, Trichostrongylidae.
AUGCUGGGUGCUGUGAUAGGACGCCGACAAGGUGGCGGACGUGGACAUUCUGGCGAGUACGAUAGAAAGCCCCCCAUGGGAGGACAAGGAGGCCACGGUGGCAAUGGACAACAAGGAGGCUAUGGAUCACAUGAAGGCCAUGGUGGGCCCCAGGAUUUGGACAACAAGGAGGGUUCGGUGGUAGCGCAGGCUAUCCCGGAGGCCACGGAGACCUAG